GGAUGCUUUUCGGUGAGAUUUUCCGAGGUUUUGCGUCGUUUGGUGUUGUCGCUUGCAGCCAGGAGAAGCCCCUCGCCCCUCCGCCCUGCCGGUGAUUGAUACCGAACGAUAAGCAGGAACAUUUUGACUUUGUACCUUGACAUGGUAUGACACAUUCACACAAUUUCUCGGAUCUCUCUCCGCAACUCUGCAUUGUUCAUUGUCAAUAUCAACAUAUUCUGUCUAACUGUUCCGCCAUCUCUAGAAUUAUAUAAGGAACUGUAGGAAAUCUAUAUCAGCCCGCUCCAGGGGGAGGCUGCCAUCAUCACCACAAUGAAAGGAAACACCCACAAACAUCCGACCGUCGUCAUCAAGCUCGGAACGAGCUCCAUUGUCGACGAGAAAACCCAUGAGCCUCUCCUCUCGAUUCUCUCGACCAUUGUCGAGACUGCAGUGAAGCUGCACAAGGAAGGCCACCGCGUGGUCAUUGUGUCAUCGGGCGCCAUUGGCGUUGCUCUUCGUCGAAUGGACAUGGAAAAGCGGCCCAAACAUCUUCCUCGGAAUCAGGCAUUGGCAGCAAUCGGACAAUGCAGACUUAUAAGUCUUUGGGACAGUUUAUUCGCACAUUUACGUCAACCAGUCGCACAAAUUCUAUUAACCCGUAACGACAUUGCGGACAGAACACAAUAUCUCAAUGCACAAAACACUUUUGCUAGCCUUUUCGACAUGGGAGUCAUACCCAUUGUCAAUGAAAAUGAUACGCUUUCCGUUUCCGAAAUCAAAUUCGGCGACAACGAUACUCUGUCCGCCAUUACCGCCGCAAUGGUCCAAGCAGACUACCUCUUCCUAAUGACGGACGUCGACUGCCUCUACGACAAGAACCCACGCACCCACGCCGAUGCCAAACCCAUUGAAGUUGUCGAAGACAUUGCGAGCCUCGAGGCCGAUGUCUCCUCUGCCGGCUCGAAUCUUGGCACCGGAGGCAUGUCCACCAAAAUUGUUGCUGCACGCCUUGCUACUUCUGCCGGCGUCACAACCAUUAUCACUCGCUCCUCGACGCCCGGUAACAUUGCAAACAUUGUCCGCUACUGCCAGGCGUGCAAGCAAGGCACCGCCAGCGCCUCCCCGUCGUUUCCUCCGACUCCUGCCGAAGAUCCACUGACACGUUCCAUUUCCUCACUUUACCUCGAUGGUCCUCCGAAACCGCCUCUCCACACACGCUUUCUCCCGGACCCGCACCCGAUUCACGAUCGUUACUUUUGGAUUCUUCAUGGUCUCGCUCCGCACGGCACAUUAUAUAUUGACGAAGGAGCGUGUCGCGCACUUGCGGACAAGGCGGGUUUACUUGCGGUCGGUGUUGUCGAUGUUAAAGGCAGUUUUGGACAACAAGAAGCCGUCCGUCUAGUUGUGGUGAAGAGGCUUCCGGAGGACCAUCCGAGCGGGGAAUUGUUUGAGAAGACAGACCCUGAGCCGCGCGAAGUCGGCCGGGCAUUGGUCAAUUAUUCGGCGGCGGAAAUUCUCCGUAUCAGAGGACUCAAGAGUACCGACAUCCACCACAAGCUCGGUUAUGCCGAUUCCGAGUAUGUUGCAUUGCGACAGAACAUUUCAUUUCAUCGGCACGAGAAGGUGAACAAGACAUCAACAUCUCACACUCCUUCGCCACCCGAUGACUCUGGUGCCGCAACCGAGAACUGAAUAGCCUCUACGAAUCGCAAUCGCUGUAAUUAUUGGUGUCUUUGGGCUUGGAAAUAGACUUCCCGGGGUGUAAAUCUAUCCUGUUUUUUUUUUUGUUUGAUAUGAUCAAAAGUUCAAGUUUGAAGCAGUUGAAAGAGUCCCACCAGACCUUUUUACUUGCUUUGUCACGAC
This is a messenger RNA of Xylona heveae TC161, 1845 nucleotides long. Its product is annotated as putative glutamate 5-kinase. Gene Ontology annotation, molecular function: glutamate 5-kinase activity; ATP binding; RNA binding. The coding region runs from base 313 to 1674 and encodes 453 amino acids. The transcript has 5 exons. The record is from RefSeq and is a predicted model, not a curated record. Lineage: Eukaryota; Fungi; Ascomycota; Xylonomycetes; Xylonales; Xylonaceae. Gene Ontology annotation, cellular component: cytoplasm; cytosol.